Molecule: messenger RNA, 753 nt
Organism: Xyrauchen texanus (razorback sucker)
Lineage: Eukaryota; Metazoa; Chordata; Actinopteri; Cypriniformes; Catostomidae
Product: glutamyl-tRNA(Gln) amidotransferase subunit C, mitochondrial-like
Exons: 5
Coding region: 133-696 (187 amino acids)
Biological process (GO): mitochondrial translation; glutaminyl-tRNAGln biosynthesis via transamidation; regulation of translational fidelity
Cellular component (GO): glutamyl-tRNA(Gln) amidotransferase complex; mitochondrion
Molecular function (GO): glutaminyl-tRNA synthase (glutamine-hydrolyzing) activity
Source: RefSeq, a predicted model, not a curated record
UUUUUUUCUCUUUCCUUCUUUGGUCAGGUGUCUGAAGAGUCCUUUACAAGAAAGACGACCUCAUAAUUACGUGUUCAUAUAACUCCGCGCGCACAACACUUGACAGAUUUUUUGACAGAAGGCCACUGUAAAAUGUUAUGCACGUUGUGUAAAUGUGCAGCACGGGCUUCAAAGGGGCUGCGGCCUUUGCAUCCUCGGUGUAAAGUACUGGAGCGGCUCACACUAGGCGCGCACAGACCGGCCAGCAGAACAUCCUGGUACCUCUGGACUUAUACACGGGAAUCAAGUAACUCUGUUUGGGAUUCCAAGGUUCCUCAGGCGCCUGCAUGGAGGCCCAUAGUUGAAAGCCAACUUCCAUCGCCAACAAAAAUCUCACCAGACUUGUUGGACAAGUUGGAAAGAUUAGCCCUUGUUGACUUUGGCAGUAAAGAAGGGGUGGACUGUCUGGAGAAAGCCAUUAGAUUUGCUGAUCAACUUCAUGUAGUUAAUACAAAUGGGGUAGAACCAAUGGACUCUGUUCUAGAGGACAGAGCCCUGUACUUGAGAGAUGAUUCUGUAACUGAGGGUAAAUGUGCAGAGGAACUGCUCCAGCUGGCCAAAAGUUCAGUAGAGGAGUACUUUGUUGCACCUCCAGGAAACAUCCCACUGCCAAAGAGAGAAGAGAUAUCUGCUAUGCUUGAGCAAUCUGAAUUUUGACUGAUACAUCUUUCUGACUGACUUUAGUUUCAAUAAAUAUUUAUUUCACCUUUUCAG